Molecule: messenger RNA, 751 nt
Organism: Paramuricea clavata
Lineage: Eukaryota; Metazoa; Cnidaria; Anthozoa; Malacalcyonacea; Plexauridae
Source: the annotation of a GenBank genome assembly
AUGGCUAGUUAUUAUCGCUACAGCUCUCAAAGUAAAGGAACGUUUACUGUUCAUAUGAAUGAUGGGGAAAAACAUCAGAUUGAGAAAUGGGUUGAACGAUACCCUAAUAUUGAAACGGGAGGAGAUCUGUUUGGAGCAUGGAUCGAUGAUCGUACAGCUGUCGUUCAAUUUGUAUUAGGACCAGGGAGACAUUGUAGGCGAACUGGUGUGUCCUUCUUUCAAGACAUAGAUUAUCUCAGAGAAGCCGGUAGCUACCUGACACAAAAACAAGGUUUGUGCAACAUUGGCCAAUGGCAUUCUCAUCAUCGGCUAGGUCUAACUCGACCAAGCGGGGGAGACGAGAAUACUGUUUGGGGAAACAUGCCGAAUCUUGGAUUGGAUCGAUAUAUCGUGAUCAUUGCUACAAUUACAGGCAGUUAUUACACAAGUUCUUACUCCCACGAGGAAGGAUUAUCUGUGAAUAUAAACCCAUAUCUCUUUGAAAUCAAGGAUGGGCGCAGAAGUAAUGUGUUACAUGGCACGUUUCAGUACAUGGAACAGAAUUCGCCGUUUCGUUUGGACAAAGCUAUUCAAAACAAAGUGAAAAUUGGAGCUGAGACAACAAACGAUGUCAAACGUUAUCCAAAAAGGCCACAUGGAAGUGAAAGUCAUGAAGUACUGGCAAAGAUAAUGAAACCGGAAACUGCAGAAGUAUUACCAAUGAUAAUGAAACCGGAAGCAAAAUCACAUCACCACACCCAGUCUCAAAACA